This is a messenger RNA of Oppiella nova, 285 nucleotides long. Lineage: Eukaryota; Metazoa; Arthropoda; Arachnida; Sarcoptiformes; Oppiidae. The record is from the annotation of a GenBank genome assembly.
GUUAAUGAGAGCCAAAGUCAAUCGCUGGACGCGACGGCACCCUCGGGGUCGACCCAAUGCACGGGUAUAGGCAUGAAGUUCAACGACGCCACUGUCAUCGUGUCGGUCGUCAUACUGGGACUCAUUAAUAUGAUUGUGAUCGCCGGCAAUAUCCUGGUCAUCGUCAGCGUGUUUACCUCAGCAAAGCUGAGAACUGUGACCAACUUUUUCAUCGUAUCGCUGGCUGUGGCUGACCUACUCGUCGGUAUCGCUGUUAUACCUUAUUCUCUAUCCUUAGAGAAAUAA